This is a messenger RNA of Leptosia nina, 867 nucleotides long. NCBI's taxonomy places the organism in Eukaryota, Metazoa, Arthropoda, Insecta, Lepidoptera, Pieridae. The record is from the annotation of a GenBank genome assembly.
AUGUCCUCGCCGAUUACCGCGAAAUUUAGCUUACUGACUUCUCGCGACGAUAAUGCAAUUAAAAAUGUCUGGAAUCACAAUCUAUAUGAAGAGUUUCAUGUGAUAAGACAGGUUGUUCAGAAAUACCAUUGGGUAGCUAUGGACACUGAAUUUCCAGGAGUUGUAGCUCGACCAAUUGGCGAAUUUAGAUCUACAGCUGAUUAUCAGUAUCAACUAUUGAGGUGCAAUGUAGACCUAUUAAGAAUUAUACAGCUCGGUCUCACAUUUAUGGAUGAGAAUGGUAAAACGGCACCUGGUUGUUCUACCUGGCAGUUUAAUUUUAAAUUUAACUUACAGGAGGAUAUGUAUGCUCAAGACUCAAUAGAUCUUUUACAAAACUCUGGAUUAAAAUUCAGAGAACAUGAGGAACAUGGUAUAGAACCCUUGGAAUUUGCCGAGCUGCUUAUGUCAUCAGGUAUAGUUCUAAUGGACAACAUCAAUUGGUUGAGCUUUCAUUCAGGCUAUGACUUUGGCUAUUUACUAAAACUUCUGACUGAUCGUAAUUUACCUCAAGAGGAAAAUGACUUCUUUGAAAGCCUGCGACUAUAUUUUCCGACAGUAUAUGAUGUUAAAUACUUAAUGAAACUAUGCAAGAAUCUUAAGGGUGGAUUGCAAGAAGUUGCCGACCAGUUGGAAUUGAGGAGAGUUGGACCUCAACAUCAAGCUGGAUCAGACUCACACUUGACUGGAAUGGCUUUCUUUAAAAUCAAAGAGAUUUUCUUUGAUGGCAACAUUGAAAGUACAAGUGGACAUCUCUAUGGUCUAGGUGCCCCCUUUCAAACAAACGCCAAUAAUUUUCAAGAGAAUAUUGAGAAUAGCAGUUCUUGA